Molecule: messenger RNA, 1294 nt
Organism: Postia placenta MAD-698-R-SB12
Lineage: Eukaryota; Fungi; Basidiomycota; Agaricomycetes; Polyporales; Adustoporiaceae
Exons: 7
Coding region: 18-1184 (388 amino acids)
Biological process (GO): translation; ribosomal large subunit assembly
Cellular component (GO): cytosolic large ribosomal subunit; ribosome
Molecular function (GO): RNA binding; structural constituent of ribosome
Source: RefSeq, a predicted model, not a curated record
GUCAAGAUCCCCCCAAAAUGAGUCACCGUAAGUACGAAGCCCCCCGCCAUGGUUCCCUCGGCUUCCUGCCCCGUAAGAGGGCCGCCCGCCACCGUGGAAAGGUCAAGGCAUUCCCCAAGGAUGACGCCAAGAAGCCGGUCCACUUGACCGCGAUCAUGGGUUACAAGGCAGGAAUGACCCACGUCGUUCGUGAUCUUGACCGACCCGGGUCCAAAAUGCACAAGAGGGAGGUUGUUGAGGCGGUUUCCAUCAUCGAGACACCACCGAUGGUGGUUGUUGGUGUUGUGGGCUAUGUCGAGACCCCUCGUGGUCUCCGUACUCUUACAACCGUCUGGGCUUCGCAUCUUUCGGACGAGCUCAAGCGUCGCUUCUACAAGAACUGGUACCGCUCGAAGAAGAAGGCGUUCACUCGUUACGCCAAGAAGCAUGCCGAGGAUGGCGGCAAGUCUAUUGGCCGCGAACUUGAGCGUAUUCGCAAAUACUGCACGGUCGUCCGUGUCCUUGCGCACACACAAAUCCGCAAGACGGGUCUCAGCCAGAAGAAGGCGCACCUGAUGGAGAUCCAGGUGAACGGUGGCUCGGUCGCGGACAAGGUCGAGUUCGCGCACGGCCUGUUUGAGAAGCCUGUGGAAGUCAGCACGGUUUUCGAGCAGGAUGAAGUUGUCGACGUGAUCGCGGUGACGAAGGGUCACGGUUUCGAGGGUGUCACCCACAGGUGGGGUACCAAGAAGCUCCCCCGUAAGACGCACAAGGGUCUGCGUAAAGUCGCAUGUAUCGGUGCAUGGCAUCCUUCAAAGGUCAUGUUCUCCGUCGCUCGUGCGGGUCAAAACGGUUACCACCACCGUACAGAACUCAACAAGAAGAUCUACCGUAUUGGCUCUGGUGAAGACACUGGUAACGCAUCGACUGAGCACGACAUCACGAAGAAAGUGAUCACACCCAUGGGUGGUUUCCCCCACUACGGUAUCGUCAAGAACGACUAUCUCAUGUUGAAGGGCUCUAUUCCCGGCACCAAGAAGCGUGUCAUCACCAUCCGCAAGUCGCUCAUGGUUCACACAUCCCGUCGGGAUCUCGAGAAGGUGCAGCUCAAGUUCAUCGACACAUCGUCGAAGUUCGGGCACGGUGCCUUCCAGACAUUCGAGGAGAAGGCAGCGUUCCUGGGUACGCUCAAGGCGCGGGCGUGAUUUUCUGCACUAUGUAUUUCUUUCACACGUACUUAGGCCUUGUCGCACCACGUCCAUAUGCUAUGCUCUGUAUCGUCAAUGCCAGCUUUGCCACCAUGUUGAGCCACGGA